GACAUCAGGGGACUUUACUGUGCAUGCACACACACACACACACACACACACACACACACACACACACACACACACACUCACACACACACACACACACACACACACACACACACACACUCACAGAAACACAGACUUUAUGCGUCUUCACUUCUUCAUCUGACCACAGAGGCUGAAGCAGACGACCUCAGAGCUGUGAUAUCAGAGAAUCAUCUGCAGACGCACCAUGUCUCCUGAAACGCCUCUUCUCGUCUCGGAGACGUCCCAGAACGACCAGACGGCGACCACGGUGGACAUCGACUCCAUCAUGAACAACGUCUCCAUCGUCCUCUACACGCUGACCGUCGUGCUCGGCAUCACAGGGAACUCCAUCGUCAUCUGGGUGGCCGGAUUCAAGCUCAAGCCGAAGGUCACCAACGUGUGGCUGGUGAACUUGGCGAUCGCGGACCUGAUCUUCUGCUUCACGCGCGUCUUCUCCCUCGUGAAGAAGCUCCUCUUCGACCACUGGCCGUACGGCGUCUUCCUCUGCAAGUUCAACGGCUUCUUCAAGUACGCCAACAUGUUCUGCUCCGUCUUCCUGUUGGCCGUGAUCAGUGUGGACCGGGUGCUCUGCGUGUGGAAGCCCGUCCUCACCAAGAGACGCCGCACACUGCGGGCCGCCAGGCUGGUGGCCGUCGGCGUGUGGGUCACCGCCAUCAUCUUCAGCACGCCGUACUUUGUCUACCGCCAGGUGUACCUGGGGAAGAACAACCUGAGUAAGUGCUCGCUGGACGUGAAGGAGGCGGCGCAGGGGGACAACAGCGCCAAGCGGGCUCUCUACUCCAUCCGCUUCCUGUGCGGCUUCCUGUUGCCUUUUAUGGUCAUCCUCGUCUGCUACAUCCUGGCCGGGCUCGGCAUCCGGCGCACCCGCCUGUCGGGGAAGUCCCGCCCCCUGCGUAUACUGGCGUCCUUGGUGGUGGCGUUCUUCCUGUGCUGGGCGCCGUACCACUGCCUCCUGCUGGUGAAAAUGGUGGACAGUAAGAACUCAGUGGUGAAGAUCUGGCACCCCAUUGCGUCCGGCGUCGCCUACUUCAACAGCUGCGUGAACCCGCUGCUGUACUUCUGCAUGGGCGUGGACGUGAGGGGGCGCUUCAGGCAGAGUCUGGCGGGCGUGUUCAAGAGAGCGCUGGAGGACGACGUGGACGGGCAGACGACCCAGCCCAGCGAGCGCUCUCUGGACGACAGCAGCGGCUCCAGACACAGCGCGGCGGCGGGGAGGAGUUGCAUGUCGGUGGACAUAGCCAAAGUUUGAACGUCUGACGGCGUGCCCUGAACACGUUUGACCUUUCAGGGACAGAAUCUGAAAACGUUUUCACGCUCGACUCGUUGAAACAGCGAGAGUUCAGAGGGAACGAGAUCAAAGUGGGAGAAUGUGAGUGCAGCUGCUUGUCUGUCUCUAUAUGUCAGCUCUGUGAUUGGCUGGUGAACAGUCCAGGGUGUAACCCCGCCUCUCAACCAAUGACAGGAAAAGUGGAAUAGAUAACGACCCUGAACUGGUCACCAAUCAAAAUAUUUGUAAGGUCAAAAUGAGUCAAGUGGUUUGCCUUUCGUUUAGAGCACUGAUGUACUGGAGAUGCUUAACCAGGUGAAGUCACCCCCUCAACCCCUUCAUUUGAACAGGAUCUUUUGAAAACCUCCCUCCCCGCUCUUCUAUUUUCACAAACCAGAUCCCUGGAACUAUUACGGGCAAUAACUUUAGAAUCACAAACUCUUUGAGAAUUUGGUAUCAAAUACGGAAAUCAUUUAAAUGACCUGAAACUUCUGCUUAUACACCUGUUUGCUGCAACCAUGCCUUCCCUCCCUCAAUCACAGAUAAUGCUUUCAGACUCUGGUGGAAUAAAGGCAUCAUCACCAUUGCAGACCUUGUUCAUAACACUUUUGCCACCUUUCUACAGUUAAAAGAAAAAUAUACACUGCCAGAUACGCAUUUCUUCCGUUUUCUCCAGAUUACAGACUACAUCCGCACAAAUAUUUCACACUUUCAGUCAAUGCCAACCCCAAGCGAACUUUAUAAUCUUAUAAACCAGAGUCCUGACUCGAAACGAUUAAUCUCCAGAUUUGUAGAUCUUAUCACAGCACAUAACCCUGUUUCCACACAGCACCUAAAAAGAUCUUUGUGUAUCAGUUGGUCAUGAGACCUGGGAAACCUACCUUAAAAACAUUUAUAGUUGUUCUAUAAACUCCAGAAACCAACUUAUUCAAUUUAAAAUACUUCAUAGGCUUCAUUAUUCCUGCACCAAAUUGCACUCCUUUUAUCCGUCUGUUUCUCCAACCUGUCCAAAGUGUACAUCAGCUGAGAGCACUCUGGGUCACCUAUUCUGGUCUUGCCCUGAACUAAAGAAGUUUUGGUCAGAUAUUUUUAAUUGCUUCUCUGAAAUUUGAACUUUUGUGGUAAAGUACAGUUUGAACUUUAUUUCAUAUUUCUGUUUUUAAGUUGAAAUGUUUCUGUAAUAACUGCGUACGCUGGUCAUGUAAUGGUCAUCACACACACGAGAUAAAACAUGAAGCGUGGCCGUCGCUCCGUGUGCAGAACAUCAGCAUCAUAAACUCAGCUGAGUCUGUUCUGCAUCGAUCACGAGAUCACGUGUUUGUAAUAAACUGUUUAUGAUGAACUCUU
Labrus bergylta (ballan wrasse) is the source of this 2653-nucleotide messenger RNA. The record is from RefSeq and is a predicted model, not a curated record. Lineage: Eukaryota; Metazoa; Chordata; Actinopteri; Labriformes; Labridae.